This is a messenger RNA of Gopherus flavomarginatus (Mexican gopher tortoise), 3379 nucleotides long. RefSeq names its product scavenger receptor cysteine rich family member with 4 domains (gene SSC4D). The record is from RefSeq and is a predicted model, not a curated record. NCBI's taxonomy places the organism in Eukaryota, Metazoa, Chordata, Testudines, Testudinidae. The transcript has 11 exons. Gene Ontology annotation, cellular component: membrane. The annotation marks the transcript as partial.
CUUCUCAUCUGCUUCCGUGAGAGACAACCGGACGACUGUCCAGCUGACGAGUGUAAAGCAGCGAUGAGAAUUGGUUCCCGGCCAGCUACCGAGCACAGAGUGUGGAGGCCGGGCCUCUGCGUAUUCCCUGCCUUCCUGCUCCCAGCAGCACUGCUCCUCUUCCUCAGCCCCAGAGGCAACGCCUCCGCUUCUGCUCCAUUGUCGUUCCCAGAGGUGCGGUUGGUCAAUGGGCACAACCGGUGCCAGGGGCGCGUGGAGAUCCUCUACAAUGGCUCCUGGGGGACGGUGUGUGACGAUGACUGGGACCUAGUGGACGCCAAUGUGGUGUGCCGCCAGCUGGGCUGUGGCCAUGCCCUCGCCAUGCCAGCCACCCUGACCUUUGGCCACGGGCGGGGGCCCAUCUUCCUGGACAACGUGGACUGCCGAGGGAGGGAGGUGGCCCUGAGUGAGUGCGGGAGCCGUGGCUGGGGCAUCCACAACUGUUACCACUAUGAGGAUGUGGCCGUCACGUGUAACGAGCUCUCCCCGACCCGGGCAAGCAAAGGACUGACAAGCAGAACCGCCACAGCCUCCCUGCAGAACGGGAAGAGCGAUGGCAACAUUCGGCUGGUGAGCGGCACCGACCCCUGCCGGGGCAGGGUGGAGAUAUUCUACCAAGGGACCUGGGGCACGGUGUGUGAUGACGACUGGGGCAUGAGCGACGCCAGUGUGGUAUGCAGGCAGGUGGGCUGUGGCCGCGCCGUGGCACACAAGAGCAACGCCUACUUCGGCUACGGCACGGGGCACAUCCUGCUGGACAACGUGAACUGCGAGGGCAGCGAGCCCCGCCUCUCGGCCUGCUACAGCCUGGGCUGGGGGAUCCACAACUGCGGACAUCACGAGGACGCGGGGGUCAUCUGCACAGGGCUGCGGGUUUCAACGGUGGCACCAUUCACCACCUUGGCUGGCGGGGACUACGGAGAGUCAUUCACUGAUACUGCCACAGUCACAGAUGCCAGAGAUCAGCCCUCGCCGGAGACUGAAGUGAUCACAGUGGCCCUUCUGGCUGCAGGCAAGAGCAGUGGCAGCAUCAGGCUGGUGAACGGGAACAACAGCUGCCAGGGCCGGGUGGAGGUUCUGUACCGCGGCACCUGGGGCACGGUGUGUGACGAUGACUGGGGUUUCACCAACGCCCAGGUGGUCUGCCGGCAGAUGGGCUGCGGGGUGGCGGUUGCGGCCACCAUCCUAGGCUAUUUUGGUUACGGCACUGGGCCCGUCCUUCUGGACAAUGUGGAUUGUGCCGGCCGGGAGGCUGACCUGGCGAAUUGCUUUCAUCUGGGCUGGGGGCAGCACAACUGUGGGCACCAUGAGGAUGCCGGCGUCAUCUGCAGAGGUGUGGAUGAGUCCGGAGACCCUUUCAGAGAAGAUAUUUCUGCGACCACCACCUCAGCCACAACUCGUCCCAAGGACGGAUUCCUGCGCCUCGUGAACGGCAGCCAUCGCUGCGAGGGCCGCGUGGAGAUGUUCUACCUGUCCCAGUGGGGGACCGUGUGCGACGACGCCUGGGACCUCCGGGACGUCACGGUGGUGUGCCGGCAGCUGGGCUGCGGGGGCGCCCGGGCAGCCUGGGGGGAGGCGCGCUACGGCCCAGGCACCGGCUACAUCUUCCUUGACAACCUCAAGUGCAAAGGCGACGAGCCCUCCCUGCUGCGCUGCUCCCACAUCCGCUGGAACGUGCACAACUGCGACCACUCGGAAGACGCCGGUGCCCUCUGCGGGCUGCUAUGACCGGCUCUGUGCCCACAGCCGCCUAGAGACGCCUGGACCAAUGCCGGCCCAAACCGUGGGGAAUUCCAGAUGCCAGUGACACCUGGCACAGGGCAGGUGGGCCAGCUGGUGCCCCUAUGGCACUGAAGUCUGUGGGAGAGGAACACCCCUGUGACCUGUACAUCGCUGUAUAUAGCACGUCUGUAACAGGCAUGGAAACCCUAUUCUCGCUGCCAUGCCCAGCAGGCCCCACCCCACCCCAGGGACACUGGCGAGUGCUACUUGGACAAGUGCCAGAGCCUCCUGCCUGGCCCAUUACCCACGAGGCACAGAGCAGAACUCCAGCCGCUCAUGGGCAUCUCUGCAAACUCUCUGGCAAGGGAAGUUUUUGUCCCAAGAAAAACCCCAGAACGGAAGAAAAGCAAGAAGGAACAUCGCUGCCCCGCAGCGUCUCUCUUGGAGAAAUGGCAGAGACACACAGACCCAAGAAGCAGAGCCCAUGGAGAAGGCAGAGAACUCUGGUGCCAACCUAGCAUUGCUCGACUCUAUGGAGAGUCACUAGCCUUGGGAGCUGGAACGGGCUAUUCUUCAGGGUCGCUGGAGCUCAGAUACUAGCUGUGGCCAGCUCUCAUCCAGCCCACGGUGAUAGUAACCAAGGGUCACAUUUUCAUAUGUGCCCGUGUCCCACUUUCCAAAGUGACAUAGAACCAGAUCCUCAGACGUAUUUAGGUGCCUAAAUCCCAUUGGUUUCAAUAGACGUAGGAGUCUAAAUACCAUUGAGAAUCUGGGCCCUAGGGUAUUUAGGCACUUAAAGAUUUAGAUCUCAAUGGUAAUUAUGCAGGCAGGUGCUUUAGAAAAUCCCGCUAACUGCUUCUGCAUCUUAAAAUCUGGCCCGAAAUCCCAUGAAAAGCCAAUGGAGCUAAGAUCCUAAGUCAUUUUUGAAAAGAGGCCGGGCCUUGUAAGUCCUAUAGGAGCCUAAGAAAAUCUCGCCCCACAUCCUGUUGCAAUUGGAUUUAUAGGAGAUGUUUGGCAGCAGGUCUCAGUCCAGGUCCCUGUGGCCAGGUGUUCCCAUCAGAAUGACCCACCACCCUGCCAUGGCCCUCAGAACUGAUCCACGGGCAAAGCUCCUGGUCUGCUCCUCGAAAGGGUGUUUGUGGAACUGCCCCUGGAUGAGCCAUUUGCAGGCCCCUUUGUGCAUUAGAAAUCUAGGCCCUGCUCCAGCAAUCAGAUCCAUUCCGGUUUGCCCCCUGGAAGUAAAUGGGGCUCUGCGUGCCCAGCACAGACCUGAUUCCUGGGGAUUGAUGCAUAAAAACGUGGAGCUGAACUGGUGCGUUUCUUGGGCCCACUUGGAUGGUUCCACCUGGCAGCCAAGACGCCCGUGGUAGCCCCACUUGCUCUUGCGUAUUUCCCAAGGAAGCUCUGUUUGCAUUCUCGGAUCCUGGCGAAGAAGUCUGGAAAUCUGCUGGGCUCCUCAAAGUUUGUCAUUAACCCUUUGUCAUUUCCCCUGCUGGGAGACUGGAGAAAGACUAUUUUUUGGCAGAGGAAAAGGGAGGGACUUGUUUAAUUACGACUGAGGCAAUCCCGGGCCUCUCUGUAUACUUCCUUUGUUAAUAACGGAGCGUGCCUACUCCGG